This is a messenger RNA of Alosa sapidissima (American shad), 3108 nucleotides long. RefSeq names its product 3'-phosphoadenosine 5'-phosphosulfate synthase 1 (gene papss1). Gene Ontology annotation, biological process: 3'-phosphoadenosine 5'-phosphosulfate biosynthetic process; sulfate assimilation. The coding region runs from base 183 to 2069 and encodes 628 amino acids. Gene Ontology annotation, molecular function: adenylylsulfate kinase activity; ATP binding; sulfate adenylyltransferase (ATP) activity. The record is from RefSeq and is a predicted model, not a curated record. Lineage: Eukaryota; Metazoa; Chordata; Actinopteri; Clupeiformes; Clupeidae. The transcript has 12 exons.
UUAUUAGACAUUCUCUGGCUGCAGCCCUGUUCUUUGGAGAAGAGCUGUUAUGGAAAAGAGGUUUCAUGUUCCGUGAUUGGUUGGCUGACAGACAUCCAAUUGCCAAAGCUGUUCAUUCAUAGUGAGUAAGUGAGGCUGUAACUUAUCACCUAACGGUUCUGGUAUAAAAUCAUUGUACAAAUAUGGAAAUUUCGGGGAGUUCGUUGAAGAAGCAAAAGUUGAAUAACGUUCCUGAAAAUUGGGGGAUGCAGAGAGCAACGAAUGUUACCUACCAAGCCCACCAUGUAAGCAGAAAUAAACGUGGGCAAGUGAUAGGAACUCGUCGAGGAUUUCGUGGAUGCACUGUUUGGCUAACAGGCCUUUCUGGCGCAGGAAAGACCACAGUCAGUAUGGCUUUAGAAGAGCAUCUGGUAUGUCAUGGCAUCCCUUGCUAUACACUGGACGGAGAUAACAUUAGACAAGGUCUGAAUAAGAACUUGGGGUUCAGCCCUGAAGACCGAGAGGAGAACAUAAGGCGCAUAGCAGAAGUUGCGCGAUUGUUCGCUGAUGCUGGUCUGGUGUGUAUCGCCAGCUUCAUCUCACCCUACAGCAGAGACCGGCUAAAUGCCAGAAAGAUCCAUGAGGCAAAUGGACUUCCUUUCUUCGAGGUCUUUGUCGAUGCCCCACUGAAUGUUUGUGAGCAAAGAGACGUAAAGGGCCUCUACAAAAAAGCCAGAGCUGGGGAAAUCAAAGGUUUUACUGGGAUCGACUCUGAGUAUGAGAAGCCUGAAGCUCCAGAGCUGGUGCUGAAGACGGACUCCUGCAGUGUGAAUGAAUGCAUCCAACAACUUUUGGACCUCUUGCAGGAAAAGGAUAUUGUGCCGAUUGAUGCUUCAUACGAAGUGAAAGAGCUUUAUGUACCUGAGAAUAAACUGGAUUUGGUCAAAGCAGAUGCAAAGACUUUGCCAACACUGAGCAUCGGAAAGGUUGACCUGCAAUGGGUUCAGGUCCUGGCUGAGGGUUGGGCAACUCCACUCAAUGGUUUCAUGAGGGAGAGAGAGUAUCUGCAGUGUCUUCAUUUUGACUGCCUUCUGGAUGGUGGGGUUAUCAACUUGUCUGUGCCCGUGGUCCUGCCUGUCUGUACUGCAGACAAAGACCGUUUAAAUGGCGUCACUGCCUUUGCACUGGUCUCUGAAGGCCAACGCGUGGCCAUUCUUCGGAACCCUGAAUUCUACGAACAUCGCAAGGAGGAGCGCUGUGCCCGCCAGUGGGGCACCACUUGCAAAGACCACCCUUACAUUAAGAUGGUUAUGGAGAGUGGAGAAUGGUUAGUUGGGGGUGAUCUCCAAGUUCUGGAUCGCAUUUAUUGGAACGAUGGCUUGGAUGCAUAUCGCCUCACUCCAAAUGAGCUGAGACAGAAAUUCAAGGAGAUGAAUGCAGAUGCUGUUUUUGCCUUUCAACUCCGUAAUCCUGUUCACAAUGGCCAUGCGUUGCUAAUGCAGGACACCCAGCGGAGGCUAGUAGAACGUGGUUACCGGCAGCCAGUGUUACUGCUGCACCCACUUGGUGGUUGGACUAAAGAGGAUGAUGUGCCUCUGCUCUGGCGCAUGCGCCAACAUGCUGCUGUCCUUGAAGAUGGUGUCCUAGACCCUUCAUCAACAGUUGUUGCCAUCUUCCCCUCACCAAUGAUGUAUGCUGGACCAACAGAAGUACAGUGGCACUGCAGAGCGCGAAUGGUGGCAGGUGCAAACUUCUACAUCGUUGGUCGUGAUCCUGCAGGCAUGCCUCACCCAUCCACUGGAAAGGACUUGUACGAUGCUACACAUGGAGCUAAAGUUCUCACAAUGGCACCAGGCCUCAUCUCUUUGGAGAUUGUCCCCUUCAAAGUGGCUGCUUACAACAAGGUGAAGAAAAGCAUGGACUUUUAUAACUCCCAAAGGCAUGAAGACUACGACUUCAUCUCGGGAACACGAAUGAGAAAAAUGGCUCGCGAGGGUCAGAAUCCUCCUGAUGGCUUCAUGGCCCCUAAAGCUUGGAAUAUUCUUAAGGAGUACUACAAGUCUCUAGAGAAAGAUGUGGAUACUGCCUAAGGAUAGACAACAUCCAUCCCAUUUCUGAAAACUCAUCAACUUGUUGGACUACACAGUAUACUGUAUGUGCUGACAGCUUGUGGUACUUAGGCAUAUAUCUCACAUUGUACACACACACUCACCUCCUUUUUGUUCUACACUGGAAAUCUUUCUGAAAGAUGGUCUACUUAGAAAGACCAAGUAAGGAUAGUGCUAGCCAGAAGCAUAUAUUAUAACUUAAAAUAUCAUGAUUAAGAAAUAAGUAUCAUUAUGAAUAUUUAUUGAAUUAUUUUGAAAGGUCGAUAAUUGGAUCUUAUUGCAUUUAUAUAGUGCUUUUCAAGACAUCCAAAGCACUUCACAGUGAAGGGGGAACUUCACUAACCACCACCAAUGUAUAGCGGAGUAGAGUCAGGGAAUGAGCCAAUUACACUGGGGGAUGAUUAGAGGGCCAGAUUGAAUGCCAGGUUGGAAAUUUAGCCAGGACACCAGGAAAGCCUACUCUUUGCAAUACUGUAAGUGCCAUGGGAUAUUUAAUGACCAUGGACCUUGGUUUGACGUCUCAUCCAAAGAACGACAUCACCUGCCGUACAGUGUCCCCGUCACUGCACAGGGGUAUUGGGAUCAAUUUUUGGCCAGAGUGAAGAGUGUCACCUGCUUUCCACCCAUCAACACCACUUCCAGCAGCAACAUUUUUCAGGGAGGUCUUCCAUCCAAGUACUAACCAAGCCCACACCUGCUUAGCUUCAGUAAUUCAGAAGACAGUCUGUUGGUCCGGCUGCUAGCAAAUUAAAUGUUAUUCAGUUUUUAAAUGGUUUGUGUAUUUUCAGUGCAUCACAAACUUAGAAUGGUGAAUCUGAGUUAAUUUAUUCUGAGUUGUGUUCUAUGUAUUAUAGUCAACCAUGACAUUUAUUAGAAAAUGCUGUACAUUCUUUGCAAUCCUCACAAUCUCACCCUGUUGUGUAUCAUGUUAUAUGUUCAAGUAGAUACUACUGAGGUAAUGUCUAGUAGAUGUGGAUAAGACAUUUGUGUACUUAAGUUAAAGGUGCCCUGCCACACAAAA